Molecule: messenger RNA, 4271 nt
Organism: Phragmites australis (common reed)
Lineage: Eukaryota; Viridiplantae; Streptophyta; Magnoliopsida; Poales; Poaceae
Product: BAG family molecular chaperone regulator 6
Exons: 7
Coding region: 303-4079 (1258 amino acids)
Biological process (GO): protein folding
Cellular component (GO): plasmodesma
Molecular function (GO): protein-folding chaperone binding
Source: RefSeq, a predicted model, not a curated record
GAACCCUCUUCCCGCGCAUAAAUUCCGCGAGUCCGUCCUGCUCGGCUCUCCCUCGAAAUUAAGGAGCACACGAAGGAAACCAAAAGCGCUCGCGAGAAGGAAGAGGAGGAGGAGGACGGCCCGGCUCGCGGACCGCAUCGCCCGCUGGUAGCUGACGGCACUCGGCCCCGUGGAUUUCAAGCUUGGUGGUGGCUCGUCUGAUCCCGCACUCUGCUGCUUUUCUCUCCCCGCACUGUAUCACUCUGCAGUAUCUGUUCUGCAGGUCUAGGCAUUUAUCCUAUUAGUUUACAGACUAGUAAAUAAUGUAUCCAGUAAACCAAUACAUGGAUCCAUACUAUUCCCACUACAGAAAUCAUACUCCCUACCCACACUACCCUCCACCUGGAUGGGAAGUCAGUCACCCCCGGGCACUGGACUCAUCAUAUCGGCCACCGAGCUAUGGACCAUGGCCAUACAAUGCUGGUAUACAUCACCCGCAUCCUUCUGAGUUCCAUUGCUGCUGCAACCACACCUACCCUAUAGGUUAUUACAAUUUUAGACCCCCAUUCCCUCAAGAACUUCCACCCGCACAUCUAUAUUAUCAUGUGCCAUUUCCACAGCAUCAGAAUGAAUGUCCUUACUUUGCCCGCCCACAUCCUUAUACUGUUGAACAAACGCCAUAUGAUGACAAGAAGUUCAAGAGCCAUUGCUGUGGAUGUCCAAAUCAUGUUUGCCAUGAGGAUAAGAGCAACAUGAAAAUCGAGGAAGAAAGGCCUGAUGUCAAGCUUGAAGGUGAGCACAAAGAUGCUGAUAGUGCCAGUAUAAUUCGCCAUCCAAACAACCACUAUCCACUUUUAUGGCUUCCGUCUGGCAACAUGGAAGACAAGGAGAAUGGAAGGCGUUAUGAAUUAACACCUCAGUUCUUGAAUGGAUGGGUUCCUCCUGUGAGUAGCAAGGGGAUAGGAGAUGUGAAGCAACAAGAGCAAGACAAUCAGAAGUCCGAACAAUUUCAAUGUCCCGAGUUGAAGGAGAUGGAUGAGAGCCCAAAGGUUUGUGAAGAAGCUCCUCAAUCACCCAAGAUCAAGAUUAUUCCCUUGUCGUGGUUUCAAAAUGAUCCUCAUGGUCAGAAACCGGCUGCGAAGGAUGGCCCUGGAGAUCACGGUGACAGACCAGCAGUGAAGAGCCAACCUGCAACUGCUGAGAGAAACAAUAAAACCACUCCAGUUGUGCCUAAGAGACUAAACAAUGAGAGGAAACCUGCAAGGGAAAAUUACAAGACCAUUCCAGUGGUGCCGGAGAAAGUGAUUGAUGAAAAGGUCGGUACUCUCAGAACCAUUCCAGUCAUGACUGAGAAAGAAAGUGAUGAGAAGAAGCCUGGUGUGGAUGAAAAGAAAGAGGUAAAGAAGGCCAGCAAUGCUGAAAAGGAAGGAGAAAAUGGGAAAACAAAUCAUGGUGAGUCAUCAACAGCUAAGCAUUCAAAAUUGCCCCCUGUAUGCUUGCGAGUGGAUCCCUUGCCAAGAAAGAAAUCCGGAAAUGGUUCGUCGAGGUCUCCCAGCCCACCAACCAGGAAGGAUGCUGACAGGGCCAAGAAGGACGUGAAGAAGCCUAAACAGUCGGAUACAAAGAAGCAUAUUACUAUGUCUAAGGUGAAAGAAAAAUCGCCAAAUGAAAUGAAGAAAGGAAUGGGGUUUAACAAUGAAACAGUGCAAGCUGCUUCUGCGAAACAUGCACAGGAGGAAGAAGUUCCCACGAGUAAAGAUGACCAGCGGGUGCAAGCCAGUAGCACUAGUGUUGAUGCUCAAGAAAAUGUGGGUGCUAAGAACUUACAUGAAGGUCACACUCAAGAAAAUGCGGGUGCCGAGAGCUUGCAGGGAGGUGACAAAAGCACAAAUGAGGAUGAGAUAAUAAUUCAAAGUGAAUCUGCAAAAGAUGAUGCCAGGAUAUGCAGAAUCAAUUUAUCAGAACAAGAUGCAUCAAUUCGUAUUCAGUCUGCAUACAGAGGGUAUGAUGUCCGAAGAUGGCAACCAUUGGAUAAGCUCCGAAAGAUCAGGGAUGUGCAUGAACAGCUGCAAAGUGUGAGGAACCAGCUGCAAAGCCUUGAAACUUCUUCCAAGAAGCCAACAGAGAAAGAGCAAGUGGCCAUCAGUGAGACUAUUAUGAACUUACUCCUGAAGCUUGACACAAUCCAGGGCUUGCAUCCAAGUGUAAGGGAGACUAGGAAGUCUGUUGCUCGAGAGCUAAUUUGCUUGCAGGAGAAGCUUGAUACUUUAUGCAAGCUACUAUCUGGUGAGUUUAAUCACACAAACAGUGAGGAAGAUGAACCAAAUAGAGCUGAGAGCGUUAUCCAAACUGCAGCUCCUACCUUGACAUCUGAAGCUUCUGAUAAAGACGAGAAAGCUCUAGUAGUACUAGGACUGGGUGAAGCAAAAGGACCAUCUUCAGUCAACUCUGUGGAGCUGUGCGACACAGUUCCAUCUCGAGUUUCCGUGGAGGUGAUGCAAGAUGCAGAUUCCAGUGAGCAGAAGAAUAAAAAAGAAGAGUCAUGUACCACCAGAAUGGAAGUAGCACAUGAAGAAGGGAAAGCUGCGGUUCACAUUGAAUUUAAAGGAGCGUCAUCGAUGGAUAUGAUGAGUGAUGCAGCUUUGCCGGAGCAUCCCGCUCACAACCAGGAGUGCCACAUCGAAGAAUCAAAUUCUGUUUCAAUGGAAGAAGUGACUGAAGAAGAGAAAACAGCAGUGGAGGAUGAAGGACAAGAGGUGCCAAUAGUGGACUCCAUGGAACCAUUGCACGAUGCUGCUUCAUCAGGGGACUUUAGUGGGAUGAAACAAUGCACAGCUUCUACUGGGCAGAAUCUCCUUGAUGAAGAAUCGAAUACAGGAGUCUCUCCUGCUGCCACUGAGGACAUCAAGGCCACUACAGCUACAGCAUCUCUGGAUAGUAGACUGGUAACUGAUAAAGACGGCUCUGUGGAAGGUCAGAUACGGGAUGCUGUAGGUGUAGAAAGCCCAGAACUGAAACAAGAUGUCCCCCCUGCUGAAGCUCAGCACAACGAAUCAAGUGCCCCAAUUGUUAAUGUGGAGGAUUCAUCAGUAUCUUUGAAGGAUGCAGAGCCACAUGAGCAUGAUCCAACUCGUACAAUUGACUCUGUUAUGUCUAAUGCAGAUGAUCAACCAGAAGAAGUCAGGGGUAUCAACAUGCAGGAACAGGUUGCGGCUAUCACGCAGGAUUUAACCAAAGAACAAGAUGAAACACCAGAGGCUUCAAUGGAUGAUACAAAACUUGCUGCUUCUGCAGAUGCAGAAAAGCCUGAUCAGGCUGCCUUACUGGAACCAACAUCAGAGUCUGACUCUGCCCGAGAACAAACUGCUUUGGAGGAGUCUGACGAUGCAGUGCAAUGUGAAGUUUCUGGCAAGGACGACUCACCACAUGUGGAUCAGAGAAUCGAACCUACUGUUGACAAGCUGACUGGAGGUUCUGCAAAGGGAGAAGAUCCUCUUCUUGAGGCAUCAAGGAAGGAACCUGACAUUCAGGAGAGUCAUCCUAACAUUGGAGAAGAGACAGACGAUACAAAGGCUGAAACAGUCUUCCCAGAACUGGACUCUUGUGGAUUAUCAUGUGUGCAUGAGGAUGGCAUCACUGGUUCGUGCGUAGAUGCGCAGGUGUCUGAGACAGAUGAAUGCAAUGAGGCGCUGAAAGAAGCUCCAGCAGGGGCGACAGGAGCACAUUCUGCUGAAGAGGUUGAUGUGCGGCCGAACAAUACACCAGUACACGCAACAGUAGUAAAUUCUGCUGAAAAGGAGGCUGAUAGCCCGAAAGAAGACGUGGACGUGCAGACGGAGAAUAAGGCUUCUGAAGAAGCCUUUUCUGCCUCUGCAACUCCUGAUAGUCUGAAGGACAGUGAUGAGAAGGGACUGGCUGAAGAAAACCAGAAGCUGAAAGAGCUGCUGCAUAAGCUUCUUGCAUCUGGCAACGAUCAGAUGGGGGUCAUUACAGAUCUAAGCGAGAAGGUCAAGGUGCUUGAGAGGAAGCUGGCGCGCAAGAAGAGGCCAAAGGUGAGGGUGCAUAGGCCAGCCGGGCAUGCGACGGCCAAAGUCCACUGAAGAUCAUCUCUGAAGUUCGAGAUUGUGUUGUACGGAUCCCAUGUUACUGCUUGUACCCAUGUUGUAUGUGCAAUGUACUACUUUUGAUGUAUACAGCUGUGUUGUGCCACUAUAUGCUAUGUCCUGGAGAAAACAAGAUCUUGUAUAUGUGAUGUAUUUUGUUUGUAGUGUAAUACAUCCAAGUUGAUCUCA